Molecule: messenger RNA, 4065 nt
Organism: Apis laboriosa (Himalayan honeybee)
Lineage: Eukaryota; Metazoa; Arthropoda; Insecta; Hymenoptera; Apidae
Product: SAFB-like transcription modulator
Exons: 15
Coding region: 192-2855 (887 amino acids)
Biological process (GO): regulation of transcription by RNA polymerase II; regulation of mRNA processing
Cellular component (GO): nucleus
Molecular function (GO): RNA binding; sequence-specific DNA binding
Source: RefSeq, a predicted model, not a curated record
UGGAUAGUUCAUAUCGGAGUGUGUUGUCGUAACUUUUUCUUUGUGAUUUUGAGAAAUCCUUCAAUUGUUCUUUUUAUAUAUCAUAAUUUUGUUAUUUUAUUGAGUUUAUAUAUGAAAAUUAGCUUAUAAAUUUCUAUUUGUAAAAGCGAUAAAAUCGAAACAUAAGCGUGCCUUGUGUCGGACACUUUUGUAUGAGAAUAAUGGCCGAUGUUGAAGGAAAAAAGCUCACUGAACUACGAGUUAUAGAUUUGAAAACAGAACUCGAGAGGCGUGGGCUAGAUAAAACUGGCAAUAAAGCAGCACUUCUUGAGCGUCUUUCCAAAGCCAUAACUGAUGAAGGUCAAGAUCCUGAUGAAUAUUUGAUUGUACCUUGUGGUGGAUUAUGCAAAGUUAGUCCAAGAAAAAAUAGUGUAACAGGUACAAUUAAUCAAGAUGAAACUAAUGAUACAUUAGAAAAUCAAAAAGAAGAAAGUAUGGAGGUAUCUGAUAAUAAUGAUAUAAAAGUUAAACAAGAAUCAAAGCCUGUUAUAGAAGAAAAUACAACAAUAUCUAAAGUGGAAGAACUUCAAAGUGAAAUUCAAAAUAAUGUUAGCAAGGAAAUAGAACACAAACAGGAACUUAAGAAUCAUUUAAAUAAAAAUUUGAUCGAAAAUACACAGGCUCUUGAUAAGAAAAUAGAAUCUGAUGUAGCUACUACAAUAAAUCAAACUACAACUAAUUCAGUUUCUACUGUUGAGGCCAAUGGUAUCGACAAUGAAGAUUCCAUCAAUCUAACUAUUGGCGAAGAUGAAGAAAAUCUCCUCGCUGAGGAGACAGAGUCUCACGAGAGGCAUAAGGAUGGAGGAGAGAAGAAGAAAGUGGAAGAAAACAAGAAGGGAGACUCUAAAGGGAGCAGUAGAGCAGAAGCUGGUGCCAACAACAAGGAAGGGACGACAUCAGGUGGAAACGUCGGGACGAAGAGCAAGCAGGACGGUGGUGGAGAUGGAAGCAAGAGCAUGGAGUCUAGCAACAAGAGCCAAAAAAGAGAUGAUAAAGACAAAAAAACUUCUCAAGUUAGUCCCGUUAAUGCGAGUAGUAGAAAUUUGUGGGUAUCCGGAUUAUCUUCAAGUACUCGCGCUACUGAUUUGAAACAAAUAUUUUCAAAAUAUGGGAAAGUAAUAGGUGCAAAAGUAGUUACAAAUGCAAGAACACCAGGUGCAAGAUGUUAUGGCUAUGUAACUAUGUCCACUAGUGAAGAUGCUGCAAAGUGUAUACAACAUUUACAUAGAACUGAACUUCACGGACGUGUAAUAUCUGUAGAAAAGGCCAAAGGUGAUACUCAACAAAGUCAUAUGCGCAAACGAGAUACUACGAAUGGAAAAUCUGAAAAGAAGGAAGAAAAAGAAAAGACAAAAGAUAAUCAUGAGAUUAACGAUCGGAAAGAUAAGGAAACGAAGAAAGAAACAGAAGAUAAAGGAACAGAAGCAAUGAAAAAGUCGGACGAAAAAAGUAACGAAAAUAUUGAAAAUAAAAAAGCAGAGGUGCAGGAAAAGAAAGAUGAAGUUUCGAAAGAUGCCGAUUCUCGAUCAACUAAAUCUACUAGUAAAAAACCGGAAAGUGAAAGAGGAAGACGUGACGAAAAGAGAAUUCGAUCUUGGGAUCAUCAUCGAUCUCAUACUCGAUCUCGCAGCCGCGAACGGCGUAGGCGCGAUGAUGUGUUAACCUUUGCAAAAAUCAGGGAGGAACGAGAAAGACAAAGGCUACGAGAAAGGGAGAGGAUGCUUCGUGAAGAAGAACGGAGAAGAAGAGAAGAUAUGGAGCGACAACGGGAAGUAGAACGUAGACAAAGAGAAGAAGCUGCACGAUUAGAAAGAGAACGAGAAAAAUUAAGAAGGGAAAGAGAAAGAAUUGAGCAGGAGAGAGCUGAGUUACUUCGACUCGAACGGGAACGUCAAAAACUGGAGCGGGAAAAGCUGGAGCGAGAAAGAUUGGAACUGAAAAGACAACAAAUGCGAUUAGAAGAGAGUAGACGUGCUCCGCCUCCACCGUCCAUUAAACGAUGUUCUAGCGAUAGAAGGGAUCCAAGAGACAUAUACGUUGAACCAGAUAGAAAACGUAUGGCCACUGAGCAUAGUCGAAAACACAUUCCAGAACGUGUAAGUGAUCGUCGUGGUGAGAUUUUAGAUCGCGUCUCAGACAGACGAUUAGACGCAUCCCCGCCUACUCGCUACGAAUCUAGUAGAUCCAGUCAAGAUUUAGGGUUGAAAAAGGAAUUCAAACGUAGUAGCGAGUUUACUUCCCGUAGUAGUCGUCCCGAAAGCUUUUCCGAUGUAUCCCGAGGAAGAGAAGUGAUCGUACGUCGAGACACUCUUAGCACGACAGCAACGUCUAUCGAUCCUCGACAAGUUAAAGAAAGAUAUGAACGUGCAAGUACUACUACUUAUACUCGUGAUCGCGAUGUCAGGCGUUCUGAUACAGAUACACAUAGAAGUUCUAGGGAUAGUCAUACGCGUUACAGUGAAAGUUUCAAACCUACUGGAUCUAGUACUCCACGUGAUAGUCGUUAUGUUGAAAGCAAUCGAACAACUAGUAGUUGGCAUUCUGGACCUUCGUCUACAAAAUCAUUUAAUUCUGUACCUAGUAGCGGAACUCGAGAUCCUCGAAACGAACCAUCUAGUUGGAGUUCUAGAUCUUCUGAUAAUGUAAACAGAUGGAGUAAUUCAAGCAGUAUGGGAAACACAUUACGACAUCCAGUUCCACCUACGUAUCAAAGUGGUCCUAUUCAAUCAAUGGGAUUAACUGCACCCGGGACAGCACCUUCAUACGAUCGUUUUGAUCCAUAUAAAUCAUCUAUGCCGAGCAUGAGAAAAUAUUGAUCGUAUAUUGCUGAUUUUUACCAUUAUAACGAAUAAUUGGUGAAUUUUUAUAUCCACCUGUUUCUGAUGCUAGCACACACACGCGCGCCCAUACUUACUCUCACAUAUGCACACGCACACUAAAUUAUUUAUAUUAUUGACAAAUCAAUUUUCAUUAUAUUUCAGCAAUUAAUCGUAUACGUAAAUUCCGAUUGUAAUGUGAUCGUAUGCAAUUGAUAGACAAAUUGUGAUUCAAGAAAAACCCAAAUAAUUCCUCGUUGAUGAGUGGCGUAUACGUAUAUCUUAAAUCUCUUUCAAUAUUUGUAUUCAAGUUGCUAUCCUUAAAUUAAGUUUUAAAUGAAUUAAACCGAAUUGAACGUCUCACUCCCGAUACUCAUCCAAGCAGUCUACUCAUCUAAGCAUUAUGAUUACGAUUUUUGAGUUUUUGAUGUCAUUCAAUUUCUGUAAAAAUUUUAUAUCAUCUUUCCCAAUCUUUUUUACAUUUAAUGAUCUAAAAACAAUAAAAAUAGUAGUAUUAUUAUUAUUACUAUUAUUAUUCUAAUUAUCACUAUUAUUACCAUUGCUUACUAUUAGUACUACUAUUACUAUUAUUAUUACUAUUACUACUUCUACUAUUGCUAUUAUCACUACUGCUACUUCUACUAUCUCAAUUAUUAUUACACUACCAUUAUUACUGCUGCUAUUGUUACAAAUAAAUACUUUAGUGAUAUUCAUCGCGAUGAAUGUAAACAUAUGGUAUGAUCUAUACACGAUAUACAGUGUAUAUGUCAUACUGAAAUAUAAUGGAUUUUUGUACAUUUGUUAAUAGACACGAUAUAGAGAUCUAGAGAGAGACGCUCGAAAUGGGGCAAACUUUUACUCGUUUGUCUACAGCGCAACUACAUUUAUAUAAUGCGUUGUAUCAAUUGUUAUUUGCAACUUAUUUCAAUCAAUGACGCGCAUUCAUUUACAUCGUUGGAUGUAUUCUUAUAGAAUAAGACAUACAGAAUAGUGUUAUAAACAGUUACAUCGUGUACCUUUAACAGAUUCCUUGUAGAAAUACGUACAUAUUCUCAUAAGGAUAUGACUGAACAAUUUGUAUAUUGAAUUUCACAAGACAGAACAGUGUAUCUAAUGAUGUUGGAAUUUAGGUUCAUACUUGAAGCACACGUACUAUGUUUCAGUAUAGCGACAAUUACUUCAAUAUAAAUAAAUUUAUGGUAUAUUAGAA